UGCAAAUGGCCGAUAAGAUAACACUGGCUGGGAGACGGAACAGGAGAGCGUUUACAGGCUUUUCGCUCUCUGUGUAGCUGUGAACGGGAGCCAACGUGCUAGUUCAGGCAGCUGGCCAGCAAGCUACUGCAGGCAGCCAAGAAGUGACCUGCCACCGGGAUCCUGUUCCUUGUUCCUGCAGGAGGAGUUUCAGUGAACCGACCGGACGAACCAAAACAGCCUUCAGCAUGGCAGCACCAGAUGGUAACCAAUGGUGGGAUCCAUAUGAAACAUCCCACAGACGAGAGUUCAUCCACCGGCCAAACUCAACUGCAGAUUUUCUGCUGUACCCAUCGAAAUCAUACAGAGACUCAUAUUCCCGGUCUCGAUGUGUGGGUUCAACUGUGUACAAUGAUGAUUUUUGCUGGAAGCCAGCCUGUAAACCUGAAUGCAUUCGCACAGAAGCAGCUUCAGGACAGAGCAGAAACAACCCACAUCCAAAUCAGUAUUUCAUGAUGUGGAGGCUGCCGAGGGGCACUAGACAAAUGUCUGCGGAUGUAGGAUUUCCUUGGAAUUGUCCACCAUCUGAGGAUGAGAUCCAUAAGGCCUUGACAGCUCAGUACUGCUCCACCUACAGGACUGACUUCACAGGCAUACCUCAAGGAUGUGAUGGCAUUAAUAAUGCAGAGAGGCGACUUGCCCCUCUGCACAGCAGGCGCCAAGUGCCCUUCUGCACUGACACAGAGAUGAGAGACAAUUACCGCCAGACGAAGCAAAGACCUGAACUGCGAGUCAGCAGCUGCAAUGCACAUAAGUUAUCCGGCCAGGGUAUAGUUCCAACUGUUGUUCAAAAUCACAUCCACACACAGGAGAAAGUGGCAGACUUGACAACUUAUGACAGGUUCUUUGGAAAGAGAGUCGCUGAUAUCACACCUGUGAUAAAGUCUGUGCAACCCCAGGAACUGCGGCAGUUAUACAAAAUUUUACCUCAGAACGAAAAGGAGGCUGUCGACACACUGCUGAGUAAAGGUGCUCAUCCAAAACAAGGGGAGAAAGUAAACAACCUUCCUGCUGUCUCGCUUACUUCCUACUCACCUGCGUGGAUAUCGAGUUGGCCCGGACCUCACUGAACAUUCCCCUUAGCAACAGAGAGGCACUGUGUUGGUUUGUGUUGUAUGCUGUAAGGUGUGUUGUCCCAUAAUUAAACUUCUCU
Myripristis murdjan (pinecone soldierfish) is the source of this 1192-nucleotide messenger RNA. It is a transcript of the gene tex26, whose product is annotated as testis expressed 26. The record is from RefSeq and is a predicted model, not a curated record. The transcript has 8 exons. The coding region runs from base 228 to 1109 and encodes 293 amino acids. Gene Ontology annotation, cellular component: cytoplasm. Lineage: Eukaryota; Metazoa; Chordata; Actinopteri; Holocentriformes; Holocentridae.